This is a messenger RNA of Salvelinus sp. IW2-2015, 2714 nucleotides long. Its product is annotated as receptor-type tyrosine-protein phosphatase epsilon-like. Gene Ontology annotation, molecular function: protein tyrosine phosphatase activity. The record is from RefSeq and is a predicted model, not a curated record. Gene Ontology annotation, biological process: protein dephosphorylation. NCBI's taxonomy places the organism in Eukaryota, Metazoa, Chordata, Actinopteri, Salmoniformes, Salmonidae.
ACCCACCCCCAGGGUGCCCAUGUACUUUCCUCUAUGCUGGUCAUCUCUCUUCUUCUCAUCAUCAUCGUUCUCCCAACAGUAUACUUCCUAAGGUUUAGGAACCACAGGAAGGUUCUUGUCACCUCAGUUGAUAAGAAGAUUCCAAAUGGCUUCUUGGAAGAUCAAGGAGAGCAGACAGUGGUCCUCCUCCCACGAUCCCCAUCUCCAUCCAAGCAUUACUUCCCCAUCCCCCUGGACUCGCUAGAAGACCAGUUCCGGAUAUGCUCGGCAGACGACUGCAAGCUUUUCAGAGAGGAGUUCAAUUCACUGCCCUGUGGCUACCAGCACAGCUCCUUUGAGGAGGCUAGCAGGGUAAUCAACAGGGACAAGAACAGAUAUCCAAACAUCCUACCAUAUGACCAUUCCAGAGUGUUGUUAACUCAAAUCGAUGGUUAUUCUUGUACGGACUACAUAAAUGCCUCAUACAUAGAUGGUUAUAAAGAGAAGAACAAAUUCAUUGCAGCUCAAGGCCCAAUGCACGACACUGUGGCAGACUUUUGGCGGAUGGUCUGGGAACAGAAGACUGCUACUAUAGUGAUGCUCACUAACCUGAAAGAGAGAAAAGAGGACAAGUGUUACCAGUACUGGCCAGACCAGGGCUGUUGGAUGUAUGGGAACGUGAGGGUGGCAGCAGAGGACUUUACUGUACUGGUGGACUACACCAUGCGCAAGUUCUGUGUACAAUAUCAGGGGAGUGACGGCCCCAGGGCCCCCUGCCUGGUCACCCAGCUCCACUUCACCAACUGGCCAGACUUUGGGGUGCCUUUCUCCCCCAUCGGCAUGCUCAAGUUCCUCAAGAAGGUGAAGACGGUCAACCCUUCCUAUGCAGGACCCAUCGUGGUGCACUGCAGUGCUGGCGUAGGAAGGACUGGAACGUUUAUCGUCAUAGACGCCAUGAUUGACAUGAUGCAUGUAGAGAAGAGGCUGGAUGUCUUUGGGUUUGUGACCAGAAUACGGGAGCAGCGCUCUCAACUCGUCCAGACUGAUAUGCAGUACUCAUUCAUCUAUCAGGCUCUGUUGGAGUAUUAUCUGUAUGGUGACACAGAGCUGGAUGUGUCCUCUCUGGAAGGCCACCUGCAGAAGCUCCACAAUACCAGAGCACCCCUCGAAAGGCUGGGCCUAGAAGAAGAGUUCAGGAAACUGACCAAUGUACGCAUAAUGAAGGAGAACAUGAGGACCGGAAACCUUCCUGCCAACAUGAAGAAGAACCGUGUGCUUCAGAUCAUUCCAUAUGACUUCAACCGGGUUAUAUUGUCAAUGAAAAGGGGCCAAGAGUUCACGGACUACAUCAAUGCAUCAUUUAUUGAUGGCUACAGACAGAAGGACUACUUCAUCGCUACCCAAGGUCCUCUGUCCCACACGGUGGAGGACUUCUGGAGGAUGGUGUGGGAGUACAGGUGUCACUCUAUUGUCAUGCUCACUGAACUCAAGGAGAGGGAACAGGACAAAUGUUUCCAGUACUGGCCAGCAGAGGGCACUGCGACAUUUGGAGACUAUACUUUGGAGCUGAAGGGGGAUGCCCUAUGUGACACUUUCACUUUGAAGGACAUGGUGCUCACAUAUGGACCAGAAAAACAGUCAAGGCACGUCAGACACUUUCAUUUCCACGGCUGGCCUGAGAUCGGAAUACCGGCAGAGGAAAAGGGAAUGAUCGACAUCAUUGCUUCAGUGCAGAGACAGCAACAACAGUCUGGAAACCACCCUAUCAUAGUACAUUGCAGUGCUGGUGCGGGUCGGACUGGGACAUUCAUCGCCCUGAGUAAUAUUCUGGAGCGGGUGAAAGCCGAGGGCCUACUGGACGUGUUUCAGACAGUCAAGAGCUUACGCAUGAAGAGACCACACAUGGUUCAGACUGUGGAACAAUAUGACUUCUGCUACAGAGUGGUUCAAGAUUUUGUUGACAUUUUCUCAGACUAUGCCAAUUUCAAAUGACAAUAUCUGCUACAUAUACCCAUGUAUUUUUCCACCAGGCAUAUACCAUUUUGUUAGAUCGCUCUUUUAAGCUCUUUUUACGCUUUGCACUUAAACACAGUACUUAAACUUAUUGUACCAUAUUGUAAUAUAUUUGUUUGUGUCUCUGUCUGUUUUUUUGUUUGCUCGUUCAAAACAGCCCAAAAGGAAAUUGAAUAUUAUGUCUAUUUAGUCAUGGACUUUUCAACUAGCUUUGUGUCCUCAGUAUUUGGAUGUCAAACGUUUUGAAUUGAAAACCUAAGACCGUUCGAUCAAAAACAGGAAUGAAGGGUUUAUUAUGUUAACAUUAUGUAUAUACACUGAGUGUAUAAAACAUUAAGGACAGGUUCCUGAUAUUGAGUUGCACCUGGUCAGUCUAUGUCAUGAAAAGAGCAGUUGUCCUUAAUGUUUUGUACACUCAGUGUAUAUUAAUUAACUUAUGCAUAUAAUCUUUAUCUAUUUAUAUAAUGUAGAUUUAAUGUACAUUUUGAUUAUGUUAAAAGCAUUACCACGAGAUUGCCUUUCGUUGCCUGUGGUCUGUACCAUAGCCAUGGCACAUACUGUGGAAGUCCACAGAUUUGACAAAAAAAACUGCUGUUGUAAAGAUACACAACCUGCCAUAAGYGUUUGUCAUUGUGUUACUGACCUUACAAGUGACUUAAAGUGCCAUUUAAUAUUUGCUGUGUAUGAUGUUCUUUUUAUAUCAACAGUAUAGUUUUUUUUCU